GAGAUAAUUGUGAGGAAAUCGCAGCUAGAAAUGUCACCAGAGUUCUAAUUAUCAUAUUUACAAGAUUGAAGAGAGGGCCUUGAUUCAAAAAAAAAAAAAAAAAAAAGAAAAACAUGAAAAAUCUACAGCGUACACUUAGAGCUUGUAUAUCUGAGUGCACUCUACAAUAAUGCGCGUGCUAGAUAGCGCGUAAAAUGUGAGUCGAAAAAUAGAAGGCGACGAGUUAAGUCUCGAACGGUCUCGUAUAAAACCGGAGCGUGCGCCGCGAACUUGAUUUACAAGAGGCCGAUUAAAACAGUCGCCGAGUCAGGCCCCUUUUACUCGCGGAAGCUGGAGCCGCACUGACUCUUUCGAUCUCAGUCAGUGGACCAGCUCGACUAAAAAUUCUCUCCACACCUGAGCCCCCAACUUUAUUAUUCCCAGUAAUCGAAAAUUUAUCCCAAAAAGUGUUAACACUCAAUAGACUUCAGUACAUCGUUAAAAAAUUCGCCAGGAAAUUAAAAGCACCAAGAAAUCGAAACAUUAAAACCAUCAAGAAAUUAAGAAAUCGAGAAAUCAAGAAAUUAAGAAAACAAGAUAUCAAGAAAUUAAGAUUUUAAGCUAUCAAGAAAUCAAGAAAUCGUCUUCAAAAGAAAAAUAUCCUCCAAUCGACUGUGAAUUAUAAACUGACUGGAAGCAGUAUUCAAAAGAUCGUCAACAGCAAAGUGAUCUUGGGGAAAAGAAUUGUUGAACCGUGAAUUGCAAACUAACGCAACUACCCAAAGAUCGAAAGAAGUAAACCACUAUUUACUCCCACCAUCACCACCAAGAACCGAAUGAUCAAAGUGUAAAAUAUCUAGCCAAUCUCAAUCAAUUUCAUUUCCGGGAAUUGUUUGCUGCCCUUGAAUAGUAUAAAAGCAGUUGGAAUUCAUUCAGUCAAGAUGCCAACCAUCAGAUGGAUAGUAACGGGGUGCCAAAUAACGGGGAGUGUUCGUUGUUCACGUUUUUCGAGAUACCCCACACCUAACAUUGGGGUGCGAAAAUUUUCUGGAAUUGUCAAUUCAAAUAAAUGUACCCGAUACAUUUGUGAGCCUCAAGGUAUCAACAGGGUGACGAGGAGCAAGAAGAAUUUUUCCAUAUUUUCCACAACUCAAAUUAAUACAAUGCCUGCCUCCAUCGAUUCAUUUUAUCCACAAGUUACGAGUCUUCUGACAACACACGCAGCUAAAAGUCCGUUAACGAAAAACGACUAUUACGAGCAAAUAGGAGGAGUACCGAUUAUAAGCCACAUUAAUAAUCCACUAUCACCGAAACUAAGAGCCUAUAUUGAAGAAUGUGUCAAAUUAUGUCAACCGGACGACGUUUACAUUUGCGAUGGAAGUGAAGCUGAAAAUAAUCACAUGAUUAAUCUACUUGUAAAAAAAGGGACCAUUGAAUCACUGCCAAAAUACUUCAACUGCUGGUUAGCAAGAACAAAUCCAGCCGAUGUUGCCCGAGUGGAGAGUCGUACCUUCAUUUGUACCAAUUCAAAAAAUGAGACCAUUCCCACGCCGAGAAAUGGAAUCAAGGGAACACUGGGAAAUUGGAUCUCGCCCAACGAUAUGGAGGAUGCUGUAAUGGAUCGCUUUCCAGGAUGUAUGAAAGGUCGCACCAUGUACGUGAUACCAUUCAGCAUGGGACCAGUUGGUUCUCCGCUAUCGAAAAUUGGCAUCGAAAUAACCGACUCGGCCUACGUCGUGUGCUCCAUGAGAAUCAUGACCAGAAUGGGUUCUCAAGUUUUGGACUUUCUGGGCAAGGGGGACUUCGUCAAGUGUCUCCACUCUGUGGGAAUGCCAAAAUUAGAUUCCAAAGUCAAGGUGAAUCUCUCCUGGCCCUGUGAUCCCGAGAGGACAAUAAUUCUCCACAAACCAGCCAAGAACGAAAUCGUCUCCUAUGGUAGUGGCUACGGAGGGAAUUCACUUUUGGGCAAAAAAUGCUUUGCACUCAGAAUAGGUUCCACCAUUGCCAGGGACGAGGGUUGGCUAGCCGAACACAUGCUGAUUCUGGGAAUAACGAAUCCAAAGGGCAAGAAACGAUACAUCGCGGCUGCAUUUCCAAGUGCAUGUGGCAAAACGAAUUUAGCAAUGAUGCAACCAACGCUUCCUGGUUACAAGAUUGAGUGUGUAGGCGAUGACAUUGCCUGGAUGAGAUUCGACAAGAAAGGGGUUCUAAGGGCAAUAAAUCCAGAAAAUGGAUUCUUCGGCGUUGCUCCAGGCACAAGUAUGGCGACAAAUCCAAAUGCCAUGAAGACCAUUUUUCAAAAUACAAUCUUCACGAAUGUCGCCAAGACCAGUGAGGGUGGUGUUUUCUGGGAGGGAAUGGAAAAGGAAAUUCCAAAUGACGUCGAGAUUACGGAUUGGCACAACAAUGAAUGGAACUAUGAUGUCAAAGCUCCAGCCGCUCACCCCAAUUCUCGAUUUUGCUCACCAGCUGACCAAUGUCCGAUAAUCGAUCCCAAUUGGGAAAAUCCGGAGGGAGUUCCUAUCGAUGCUAUUCUCUUCGGAGGACGAAGACCACAAGGAGUUCCUCUCGUUUACCAAGCACGCAAUUGGGAGCACGGCGUUUUUAUCGGAGCCACCAUGAGAUCGGAAGCUACAGCUGCUGCCGAAUUCAAGGGCAAAAUCAUCAUGAACGAUCCCUUCGCAAUGCGACCAUUUUUCGGCUACAACUUUGGUCACUACCUCAAGCACUGGCUAAGCAUGGAGAAUGUGGAGAACGCCAAAUUACCCCAAAUCUUUCACGUCAAUUGGUUCAGAAAAGGAGAGAACGGAAAAUUCCUCUGGCCCGGAUUCGGAGAGAAUUCUCGCGUCCUCGAUUGGAUCCUAAGAAGGGUAGAGGGCGAAGACAUCGCUAGGGACUCAGUUAUUGGUCUAAUUCCAAAACCAAAUUCCAUUAAUUUGGAAGGUAUUAAAGAGAACGUCAACAUGGAUGAACUAUUCAGGUUACCGAAAGAUUUCUGGCAAAAGGAAGCCACCGACCUCAAAGAAUAUCUCGAUUCUCAAGUGGGAGACGAUCUUCCAAAGCAGAUCACUUCUCAAUUAAAAAUUCUCACGAAAAACGUGGACAAACUUUAAAAAAUACAAAUUUAUCCUUUUAAUUUAAAAAAAAGGUGAAUCAGUUUUCCUUCGAAUCACUUCGGAUAAAAUUAAAUUUUGUCUUGAUAAUUAAGAAAAUUUGCUUCACUUUUUUUAUCUUUAAAAUUUUGUUAUUUAAUUCUUUCUUUUUCUGAAUGUAAGAAAAAUGCGAUGUAUAUAUUAUAUAUGCACGAUCACUCUUGUAUGAUGUUUGACAUCCUGCAAACGUGUACAUAGUAUUAUAAAAUAUAAUGUAUUUGUAAAUUAUAAAGUCUGCAUUCCAGUUAAAUUAAAAUGCAUUUCGUGUUCGUGUCACAAAUGUGUGGCGAUUUCUCAUUUUGGCGUUCGAAUAAUAAGUGAUGUAAAAAGAAGAAAAAAAAAAGUUUAUACAUUAAGUAAUUACGUUCAUAUACCCAGUCAUUGUCAUGCUUCUAGAAAAAAUUGACAAAUAAAAUUAAUGUAAUUUUUACAAACUGA
Leptopilina heterotoma is the source of this 3569-nucleotide messenger RNA. RefSeq names its product phosphoenolpyruvate carboxykinase [GTP]-like. The record is from RefSeq and is a predicted model, not a curated record. Gene Ontology annotation, biological process: response to starvation; propionate catabolic process; cellular response to glucose stimulus. NCBI's taxonomy places the organism in Eukaryota, Metazoa, Arthropoda, Insecta, Hymenoptera, Figitidae. The transcript has 7 exons. Bases 921 to 3092 code for a protein of 723 amino acids. Gene Ontology annotation, cellular component: cytosol. Gene Ontology annotation, molecular function: manganese ion binding; GTP binding; phosphoenolpyruvate carboxykinase (GTP) activity.